AUGGACCCCCAGAUGAACAAGCUCCUCAAAUGGAGUGUCUCCAACUCCCAGGUCUCCGAGGGUGCCGAGAGCGGUACCCCCAGUGCCCCAGAAGCCGCAAAGGGCCUCACCCCGGAUAUGGUCAGGACGCUAUUCGGCGGCCCAUCCGAGGCCGAUCUCAUGCGCGCCGCCAUGGAAGUGGUGCACUCCGACGAAGCAGAUAUGGAGAACAAGUUGAUCGCCAUGGACAACUUCGAGCAAUUGAUUGAGGGCAUUGACAACGCGAACAACCUCGAGCCACUGGGUCUGUGGACCCCGCUGGUGCAGUUGCUCAAGCACGACGAGGCCGAUCUGAGACGCAUGGCCGCUUGGUGUAUCGGAACUGCCGUGCAGAACAACGAGAAGGCCCAGGAUAAGCUCGUUCUGCUGAAUGCCAUCCCCGAUCUCGUCACAGUCGCCACAACUGACUCCGAUCCCGCCGCGCGCAAGAAGGCCAUCUACGCCCUCUCCUCCGCAACCCGCAACUACCAGCCCGCCAUGAAUGAGCUACUUAAGAGUCUACCCGAGGGAUACCCCACCGACAAGAAGGACGCCAGUAACAUGGACGACGUGGACGCCAUCCUUGACAAGCUGCGGGCUCACCCCGUCGACGCCUCGGCAUGA
Molecule: messenger RNA, 642 nt
Organism: Penicillium arizonense
Lineage: Eukaryota; Fungi; Ascomycota; Eurotiomycetes; Eurotiales; Aspergillaceae
Gene: fes1
Product: Hsp70 nucleotide exchange factor FES1
Exons: 2
Coding region: 1-642 (213 amino acids)
Source: RefSeq, a predicted model, not a curated record